UGUCUGUAGAAAUCGUAGACAAUGAAAGAAAUUACAAAGUUCAGAUUGAAACGAUAUAUAUUUCUUGGAAACGCCGUAUGCUAUGUAUAAGAAUCCCACGAAAACAGAGGUCGCUACCUUAUAUGUUACCUUCUAAGACUACAAUAAGUCGUAACACUUGCUUUCAGAUAUGCUAUGUCUAAUAUUACACAAUUUACUGGGCAAGGUGAGGUGUUACGAAAGAUAUGUCUAUGGCGUGAUCCACUGCUAGCUGUCAAAGAAACCUGAAGUCUUACAUACACCUUAUAGUCUAGUCUGACCUGUAAUCUCUGGAAUAACCUGUUGGAGGUCCCUUGGUGGUGUUAACCAGCGCUCAUUAUGGUGAAAUGUAGGAAUGUAGCAGAAAGUCAGCCAAGGCGGUUCAACGUUAAGGUUUCAAGCGAUGCUUGGUUCAAUGUAGCAGUUUAUCCUCUAAGGUUGCAGAAUGUAGUUCUGGUCAAAUCCUGGUCUCAGUUAUGUACGAGGAAUGAAGAAGAGAAUGUACAGGAAGUAGAAGACGUUGAAGGAGAGAAGAGAAGAAAGAAAAAGAUAAAGGCCUGUGGACAAAAGUCAAGCAUAAGCUACAUGCACUACAAAGCAUUUAAUCAGGCACUACAUUAAUGCUUCAAGCUUACGCUGAAGGCAGCAAUAAAA
This is a messenger RNA of Acanthoscelides obtectus, 672 nucleotides long. The record is from the annotation of a GenBank genome assembly. Lineage: Eukaryota; Metazoa; Arthropoda; Insecta; Coleoptera; Chrysomelidae.